ACCGAUAACAUGUCGUCUGGGUGAAGAAGGAGCGAGCAGCUAGCGAGGAGACAAACUGAGGCGUCCUACUCACGAAGUUAAAAAGGCAGACAUGUCGCCUCGGCUCCUCCGUCAGACCACACAGCCAAUGAAUUACUGUCUCCGUUAAAGUGGACAUUUAGCCGGAAUUACGCUUCUGACAAAGUAAUGACUGAUUCCCGUCACGGAAGUAGGACAACAAAAAGUAGCUAGCUCGACUGCUAGCUGUCGUUAGCAAAGGAGUUCUUUGUUUUGUUUCCCCGUGUCAACAUGGAGAGGAACUAGUGCGGAUGUUGUGCUCUGUCGGUCAACGUUUACGCAGCGGGUUCACAGCCAUGUAUCUGGUGUCUUCUGAUAUUACCUUCAUGGUUUCUGGAGUAGUACGAGGACAAAUCUAACAUUAGCCAACGAGAGCAACUUUAGCAACGGCAAGAUCAGGUUGCUUUAGUUUAUAGUUUUGUUGUCUUUUUUUGUUGACGUCGGCCAGGAGGACGGGAGCGGAGACACGAAGACAUGGGCAACUGUCUCAAGUCUCCCACAUCGGACGACAUUUCUCUCCUUCAUGAGUCCCAGUCGGACAGAGCGAGCUUCGGGGACGGGAUGGACCCGGACCUCGAACCACCUCCGCCGUACCAGGAGCAGGCUCACAUUCCCAUAUACCACCCCACACCCAGCCAGGCCCGUCUGGCCACACAGCUGACAGAGGAGGAGCAGAUUCGCAUAGCUCAGCGCAUUGGCCUCAUCCAGCACCUCCCGAAGGGCGUUUAUGACAAAGGAAAAGACGGCUCCGAGAAGAAGAUCAGAGAGUGUGUGAUCUGCAUGCUGGACUUUGUAUACGGCGACCCCAUCCGGUUCCUGCCCUGUAUGCACAUCUACCACACGGACUGUAUAGACGACUGGCUGAUGAGGUCCUUCACCUGCCCCUCCUGCAUGGAGCCUGUGGAUGCUGCCCUGCUCUCCACCUACGAAACCAACUGAAUCUUCACCCCCCCCUCCCCCACGCUUACAUCACACACGGCCCCUCCGACCCUGCACACAAACCCUACAACUGCCCUCUUUAUAGAGCCUGAGGAAUUGGGGGGGGGGGGGGGAAAUAGGUUGGCUGUUGUAUUGCACUUUGAAAAUUACCAAUUUUACUCACCCAACGUUGGCCUUCCAUGUCCCCCAAGUCAGAAUAAGCUGGUCUUAAAAACAUCAGUUACACAAGUCAGUGAGAGACUGUUUCAAGUCGACCCUGCAUGUUUGUGUUUGUGUGUGGUUAUUGUGUGUCGAAGCCGCAGCCUGCGUUGACGGUGAGCACAUGGGAUUUUCUUUUUGACCUGCGUGAUUGGGGAGGGGGUUUAUGACUUUGCAUUUCCACUUGAGCCGGCCUCAGUGGUGUUUCUCCUCAGCUGACACCAUUUCACCGUCAUUCCCGGUUAAUCGUAAUGUAAAUGGACGAGUAGUUAACUUAAUUAUUGACCCAAAUGUUAAAGGUUGUCGCUAGAAGUCUGUUAGAUUCAAGUCGAUGUUUCCGUGGCAACAGUAAGCAAAGACUUCCACAUAUUGAUCUCCUACAGACCCACACUUUGGAAAUGUGUCAACACACAACAGACGAAAAAAGGAGGAUUGCAAAAAAAAGGAAUGCACGCACUUUACAGAAAUCACCCAAAGUCUAUAAGUACACAUUCAUUCACAAUGGAGGUCAAGUUCACAUAUUUGUCUUUGGCUUCUUCAUAUAAUCAGACUUUAGAAAAAAGCUUUGAGCUGAAGGAAUGAGAUGAUGAUGAUGUGCAAUGUGAAUGUGUCACCAGAGGGGGUGUAAACUAAAUGGCAGCCAGUGUAAAGGGCUCAUUCGUGCAGGGGCAGGCUGGAUCGGUGAGUCCACAUUAGAAAAAUGCUUGCACACACACGUUUCAUCUUAUCCAGAGAUUUGCACUUUACGUAUAGGACAGUAUCUAAAACAAUAUAUUAAUAUAUGUACCUUACAACCUUGCACUAUCAAUACUUCAUUCCUCCGUUUCCUGAGAUGCAAAAGUUAUAUAGCUGAUAAAACAGGUUGUCAGAGCUGUCAGUAGUCACUCACCACGUUGAGGUUAGCCCGACGAUGUAUAUCAUGAAGUCUGUGAUUCAGUAGCGUGAGCCUCUGCUUAAGUCUGGAUUCUUGUGUGUUUUUGUGUGUUAGUAAAGGGACAGAUUUGCUCGAUGUUAAGGGAAAAGUUUGACAUUUCAUAAGAUCGGCUCCUUGAGUUUCUCACCAAGAGCCGGAUCAGAUUGACGCCGCUCUCGUGUCUGUGCGGCCAGUAUGGUAUUAGACAGUUAGCAAAUUUUACUAUAAAGACUGGGAACAGAAGCUAGAGCAAAAACUAGCGAGAGGUAAAUAUGAAAAUAUGCCAACCAACAAACAUGACAACUGUUUAUUCAUCUUAAUACAGAAAGUAAUGUUGACAAAAUUUUACGUUUUUUGGUUUUACAUGGAGUUGUGUGACGUACACACAAACAAAACUUGUAAUAGGACAAAUUCAAAUUUUUACAUUUAAUUUACACAUUCAACAAAUGAUGUAUAGCAUAUUAAUAACUGAGUUGUUGUGGUGCUGUUAGGAUACUUCAUUUUGAUAUUGACUUUUGGACAAAAGGUUGAAGCUGCUUUCCCUCGGCUUCAAGAUUUUGAGCUAAACUGGGCUCAUUUUCUUGUAGCUCCAUAUUUAUUGUUUAAAAGAAGAGCAAAUAUGUGUAUUUCCAAAAAUGGCAAACUAUUUCUUUAAGAAAAAGUUCAGAAUGUUAGAGUUUGAAUUCACAUCCCGUUGUCACAUUUUUCUUGUCACUCUACGACUAUGUUUGUGUUGCUUUGUUUCAAUUCACUGUAGCAUAAUAGCUACGAAAGUCAAACGGUUCUUUUGUGUAUGUGGUAGUGUGGCUUUUCUUUUAUCUCUUUUACCUGUGUUUUAUCUUUUACCUUCAUAUCUUCCACACACGUGUAAAAUCCAUUGUGUAUUAGGACAGUAAGUAUAUGACUAUAUUACACUGGUGGACGCCUGGCUGUGCAAACCUCUGUCUCAUCUGAAUUUCAGUAUCUGAGCGACUUCUCUUUAUGGUGUGAUAGUCUGAACUGAGAUAUCAAGUUUUCCAUUGAGCCUUCCCUUUGCUGUGUUUUUCAGCUUAAGUUUAUUCUGAAAAUGAAUACUUCCUGUAAUCUUUCUUUUUUUUGUUCUUCUCCGAAGGCUGUAAAGCCCUCAUGUAAAAAAAUACAAAUAAACACAAAGAGAAAUUG
Platichthys flesus (European flounder) is the source of this 3268-nucleotide messenger RNA. RefSeq names its product RING finger protein 11-like. NCBI's taxonomy places the organism in Eukaryota, Metazoa, Chordata, Actinopteri, Pleuronectiformes, Pleuronectidae. Bases 532 to 996 code for a protein of 154 amino acids. The record is from RefSeq and is a predicted model, not a curated record. The transcript is spliced from 3 exons.